Drosophila pseudoobscura is the source of this 2555-nucleotide messenger RNA. RefSeq names its product arginine kinase-like. NCBI's taxonomy places the organism in Eukaryota, Metazoa, Arthropoda, Insecta, Diptera, Drosophilidae. Gene Ontology annotation, molecular function: protein binding; creatine kinase activity. The record is from RefSeq and is a predicted model, not a curated record. The transcript is spliced from 6 exons. Gene Ontology annotation, biological process: phosphocreatine biosynthetic process. The coding region runs from base 125 to 2323 and encodes 732 amino acids.
CUAUUUACUUUGUCAAUUAUUUAAUGGGUCAACAGCGCUGGCAUUGUCAUUCUGUAGUGGCACUUAGUCCUUGUAAAAACGUAGCCCCUUUCUACCUGUUUGUGUCCUGUUUGUGAGUGUUGUCAUGUCACCUGCACUUUUUAGCGAUAAUCGACAAACGACAGUUCGCCAAGUAAAACUCAAAAAACCCUUUGUACAGGAUGUGAUAGCGCCAGUUACAAAGGACAGCCAGCCCCUGGAGGAGUCGCAGUCGAUAGGAGGAGAACCACCAACUGAACCGGAAGCGGGACCUGACAAGGAUGGCAGCGAAUCCCUGACAUCGGCCAUGGCCAUCGAGGGCUUUGUGCAGGGCGCACCCGAGGAUUAUACAGUUCAGUCUCAAACUGCAAUUGAUGAAGAGGCACGCAUGAAGCAGAUCAUCGAAUCGGGGGACCUUGAGCAGCUGGCCGAGAUCGUGCUGAAUGGCGAGGGCGCUAGUCUGUUGAAUCUCAAGUCCAAGGAGGCGGAAAUACAAGCCUUUCUCAACAACGUGCCCAGCUACAUGGAGAAAAUCCAUCGCGUGCACGAUGCGGCACGUGACGGCAGUUUGCUGGCGCUGCAGCAGGCACUGGAUCGCCGGAAGUUUGCCAUUGCAAAGGACGACAUAUCCCCCAAUGGCUCCACGGCCCUGCACGUGGCCGUGCUCUUUGGACACACGGACAUCGUUCGGUAUUUGGCUUCGCGUUUUCCGGAGACCAUGACAAUUACGGAUAAUGACGGACGCACGCCGCUUCACUAUGCAGCCACGAUUAAGGACAAUGGCCAUUUCUACAACAUGUUAUCCCAGCUGGGCGGCAAUUCCAAGGCACUGGACAAGCUGGGCCACACGGCCGAGUUCUAUUUGGACAAGGAGAAGGCGAAGGAUAUCCUCAACUACACCGAGUUGCUCAAUCUCUUUGGGGCCGAGGAGCUCGAGAAUCAGUUGCUCAACGAUCAAGUUCCCGACGAUCUGCACAGUGCCCGGCGAGAGCUGCAGGAUGGUGAGAUCUCACGCACUCUGGAGCGCUGUUACAACGUGAUAGCGGAAUCGGGAAAGCUUUUGAGCGCCAGCACGGCCUCGGCCCUGUCGCACCGGAAGCCACUGAGCGCCUCAUCGCUGCAGUUGUCGGUGACCAGCUUCCUGAGCCGCUUCCUCAAGCGUGCCGUCUACGAAAAGAUCAAGCGCCGCCAGACGCGACUCGACCACAAUCUCUUCGAUGUUCUGUGGCCGGCGAUGCGCAAGACCUCGAAGGCCCGCCACCUGGAGGAGGACAUCAACUGUGGCAUUAUCGCGCCGGACUAUGAUGUAUUUGUGGUUUUCCAGGAGUUCCUGGUGCCGCUGCUCAAGGACAUGCACUGCCUAUGCAUCGAUGCCGACUUUAAGCCGCAGCCGCGUCUCGCCUACUUUCCCAUGGAGAACGGGGAUCGACUGAACACGGCCGCCUUCGUCUACGACGAUGAGUCAAUUCUGGUCACGCGUUGCAUUGUGGAGGCCUCGCGCAAUCUCGACCAGCUGGAGCUCCCCCUGAACCUGACCAUUGGCCAGUUGGAGCAGGCCGAGCGCCUCAUGAUGGGCAAGAUAUUCACGACCAGCUUUGCGGAUGCCAUUGGGGAGACGGAGUCCGGCAAUUACUAUACCCUCACAGAGCUGCUCGAGCCCGACUCGGAGGUGACCCUAAUGCUCAGCAGUUUGGGUCUGAUGAUAUCCCUUCUGGACACCAAAGACCUGGUGCAGGCAGCCGAGUCGACAGCAUUUAAUGGUGCCCUCUGGCCCUAUGGCAGGGGCGUCUUUGUUAAUUCCGCCCACAACAUGGCCGUGUGGCUGAACUGCCAGGAGCAUUUGCGCGUGAUCUCGACGACGAGCAGCAAGGAUCCGGGCGAUAUGGGAGCGGCCUAUACGCGGGUGGGACGAGCCGUGACCUAUCUGGAGACGCAGCUGCACUUUAAGGAGAGCUAUCUGCUCGGAUAUUUGCAAUCUAGGCCAGCCUUCCUGGGCACAGGCCUCAAAAUGACGACGAUCGUGAAGCUGCCCAAUCUGAUGAAGGAGAUGGACAACCUAAGGCACCUGUGCGCCGUGCGAGGGCUCAGCAUGGUGACAAACCGCCUGUCCAAGCUCACGGUGCGGCUCAUCAAUAUGCAGAGCAUGGGCAUUGUGGAGUAUGUGCUGUUCCAGGACUAUUGCACCGCCGUAACCAAUAUACUGUCCCUCGAGAAGGACAUGUCGCUGACAAACUCCAAGCACAUUGCCACCAUGCUGGUGAAGAUCUUCAAGCGCAAGAAGAACAGCAUUGUGGAUCGCAAUUGAGCCUCCGGCGAAUAGGAUGGGAUGUGAUGGGAUAGGUCCCCAUACCCCCAAUGUACAUAACAUACAUGCUCGUACUCGUACCCGUACCUACUGUUAUCUUAGAAACAUACUUAUAUAGAUCCUAACUUGAUCGAUUCUUGACUCUUGUGUGCCCAGCAUUGCCAUCAAUAUCCACCUACUCCUCCGCUUACGCUGAGCUUCUUCGUACGCCGCACAUAUUCCAAAUUCCGUA